Microsporum canis CBS 113480 is the source of this 1203-nucleotide messenger RNA. Its product is annotated as 4-hydroxyphenylpyruvate dioxygenase. The transcript has 4 exons. Gene Ontology annotation, molecular function: 4-hydroxyphenylpyruvate dioxygenase activity. Bases 1 to 1203 code for a protein of 400 amino acids. NCBI's taxonomy places the organism in Eukaryota, Fungi, Ascomycota, Eurotiomycetes, Onygenales, Arthrodermataceae. The record is from RefSeq and is a predicted model, not a curated record. Gene Ontology annotation, biological process: L-tyrosine catabolic process.
AUGGCUCCAGCUGCCGAUCUCCCCCAGGCCACUCCUGCUCCGGCAGACCUCUCCCAGUACAAGGGCUACGACCACGUACACUGGUAUGUUGGAAACGCAAAGCAGGCUGCUACCUACUAUGUCACCCGUCUGGGCUUCAAGAAGGUCGCCUAUCGUGGCCUGGAGACCGGCCUAAAGACCAUCGCCUCUCACGUUGUUUCCAACGGCGCCGUCACAUUUGUCCUCACCUCUCCGCUUCGAUCGCUUGAGCAGGCUGCUCGCUAUCCGGCAGAGGAGAAGGCCCUUCUCGAGGAGAUUCACGCCCAUCUAGAGAAGCAUGGCGACGGUGUCAAGGAUGUUGCCUUCGAAGUCGACUCCGUCGAAGCUGUUUUCAACGCUGCUGUGAAGAACGGCGCCAAGGUCGUUUCCGAGGUCAAGGUCUCCGAGGACGAGCACGGUCAGAUCAAGUAUGCCACUAUCCAGACGUAUGGCGAGACCACACACACGCUCAUCGAGCGGAAGGCGUACAAGGGCCUUUUCUUGCCCGGAUACCGUGACGAGUCCGCCAGUACCGACCCAAUCACCCAGUUCCUCCCAGCCAUCAACCUCGAACGGAUAGACCACUGCGUCGGAAACCAGGACUGGAACGAGAUGGAGAAGGUCUGCGACUACUACGAGAAGGUCCUCGGAUUCCACCGCUUCUGGUCUGUCGAUGACAAGGAUAUCUGCACUGAAUUCUCGGCUCUCAAGAGUAUCGUCAUGUCCUCGCCCAACGAUAUCGUAAAGAUGCCCAUCAACGAGCCCGCCAAGGGCAAGAAGCAGUCCCAGAUCGAGGAAUAUGUCGACUUCUACAGCGGUGCUGGCGUUCAGCACAUCGCCCUCCGAACCGAAAACAUCAUCGACACUAUUACCCAGCUCAAGGCCCGUGGCAUGGAGUUCAUCAAGGUCCCAGAGACUUACUAUGAGGACAUGCGUGUCCGUUUGAAGAAGCAGGGUAUGGUCCUCGAAGAAGACUUUGAAGCUCUCAAGAAGCUCGACAUCCUCAUCGACUUUGACGAGGGUGGCUAUCUCCUCCAGCUCUUCACCAAGCAUCUCAUGGACCGUCCUACCGUUUUCAUUGAAAUCAUCCAGCGCCGCAACUUCUCUGGAUUCGGAGCUGGCAACUUCCGCGCUCUAUUCGAGGCCAUAGAACGUGAACAGGCCCUCCGAGGAAACCUGAUAUAG